This is a messenger RNA of Penicillium arizonense, 4023 nucleotides long. RefSeq lists its product as uncharacterized. The record is from RefSeq and is a predicted model, not a curated record. The transcript is spliced from 6 exons. The coding region runs from base 1 to 4023 and encodes 1340 amino acids. Gene Ontology annotation, biological process: lipid metabolic process. Lineage: Eukaryota; Fungi; Ascomycota; Eurotiomycetes; Eurotiales; Aspergillaceae. Gene Ontology annotation, molecular function: protein binding; ADP binding.
AUGUCAGUUCCCGUCGAAAUCGCCGAAAUAAUCUUCCGGAAGAAAUCACAAUACGGCCGAUACAUUGACACCAAGCAAUGGGACAAAUUCGACCAAGUUGCAUUGCCUGAUGCCGAAUUCAUCUUCUUCGAUACCGACGGGUCUAUCCUAAAGGCCGGGAAUACCUCACUUGCAUUUCCAUCUUCUACAGCUUUUACAGGAUUUUUCAGCAAAUUCUUCGCAAAUGCACAAACGCUCCAUAUGUUCGGACCUGGAGAGUUGCAACUGAAAGCUAUUGAUGAGACCAUGGACCCGGCAACCGCAACGACGGACUCUUGCCAGCCGCUGAGGAUUCUCUCGCUUGACGGGGGUGGAAUCCGUGGCAUCUCAAGUCUACUCAUACUGGAGAGGAUCAUGGAGAUGAUCCGCGAUGCCGAGCGCCUUGACCACGUUCCGCGACCGCGCGACCAUUUUGACUUGAUCGGUGGCACAAGCACUGGAGGGAUCAUCGCCAUCAUGCUUGGAAGGCUAGGCAUGACAGUCGAUGAAUGUAUACGAGCGUAUAGACAAGUUGCGGAGCAAGCAUUCACCCCGAAACGGACAUCAAUAUUACCUGCAUCGCCCACAGGUGCGUUCUCAGCAAAAGCCCUCGAAAAUGCCAUGAAACAGGUAGUCAGAGAGUACUGUACACACAUCGAAUGCGUAACCCGCCGGCGCCAAGGGCAGACAACUGUCAAUUCGUGUUCACAUUGCGAUAUGGCUUUCCGGGACAACACAUGCACGAAAACUGUGGUCUUGGCGAUCACGAAAGAUAAUGUCGAUGCACCACCAACGCUCUUCAAGACAUAUGAUCGAUCCGCUGCCUUCGAUAGUUCUACCCUUUGGCAGGUCGCACGAGCGACGUCAGCAGCAACGACCUUUUUCAAGUCCAUCAAAGUUGGCCGAGAUGAGAUCGAGUUCAUUGAUGCCGGUUUUGGAUACAAUAAUCCAUGCAGUGUUCUGAUCCAGGAGGCCCAGCGAGAGUUUCCUGAUCGCGGAAAAAUGCGGAUUCUAAGCAUCGGAACUGGCCUAGGUGAUGUCGUUACUAUCAAAGACAAACGACUGUCUAUCAUUACUGCGCUAAAAAGAAUGGCCACAUCAUCUAAGAAGGUAGCAGCAGACGUCGAUUAUCGCUAUGGCGGGAAUGGUGAAUACUUCCGGUUCAACGUUGAUCAAGGCCUUCAAGAUAUCACGUUGUCCGAUUGGGAGAAAGCUAGCAAGAUAUCCGCGCACACCCGGAACUACCUAGCGGAGAAUGAGCGGGUGAUCAAGAAAUUGAUCGAUGAAAUCACCCGUCCUCCUCGAGUCUCUAGGGCGGAUGGAGAUAGGCCUAUUAGCCAUGGCAGAACUCGUCUUAGCGGGCCUUUUUUCUCUAUCCCACUCCGUCAAAACCGUCACUUUGUAGGACGUGGAAAGGAAUUAGAUGGGCUCAAGCAGAAAGUGCUGAUCCAGAAAAAUAAUGGGAGACUCGCAGUCUUCGGGCUAGGAGGUGUCGGCAAGACCCAAAUCGCACUGCAAGUUGCGUACUGGGCGAGACAAAACAUGCCCUCUUAUUCUAUCUUUUGGAUAUCAGCACUGAGCAAGGCGAGUUUUGAGCAGGCUUGCACGCAGAUUGCGACAAAGCUAGGAAUUAGCAAAAUUUCAGAUAAUGAAGAUGCCAUGGAGUCAGUACAACGGCAUCUGAGUUUGGAAUCAACCGGACCCUGGCUUCUGAUUGUGGACAAUGCGGACGAUAUGGCCUUGCUAUUCGGAAGCUCAGAUUCGCCAGGAGGAAUGAGCCAAUAUCUUCCAGAGAGCGAGCUCGGUGUGACACUACUAACUACUCGCUCUCGAGAGAUAGCCGUGUCAUUUGCUGGAAAUGACGUUACGAAACUCCGGGAAAUGCAUUUACCAGAGGCGACAAGUUUAUUGGAAAAAUCACUGAUCCAAAGAGACUCGCGUCAAGACGGAGGAGAGACAGAGCAGCUGCUCGAAGAGCUCAACUAUUUGCCUCUAGCGAUCACGCAAGCGGCUGCCUACAUGAACACGGCAGAUAUAUCAAUUUCAAAAUACCUCUCAUUGCUACGCGGCACAAAGAGCGAUGUGAUCAAUCUCUUAGGCAGACAAUUUCACGAUAGCACUCGCUACAGGGGAUCGCAGAACGCCGUGGCUACCACCUGGCUGAUCUCCUUUCAGCAGAUUCACAGAACGGAUGAAGCUGCAGCCAACUUAUUGUCAUUUAUCUCGUGCAUCGAGCCGAAGGCGAUCUCACAGUCGCUCCUACCUGACUUUGGAUCAGAAGAACAAAUAGUCCACGCUAUUGGCACAUUGUGUGGCUAUGCCUUUCUAGCCGAAAGAGAUGAUGCUUUAUAUGAUAUGCAUAGCCUGGUCCACUUGGCGACGCAAGUAUGGGUUCAAGAGCAAGGAUUUACAAAGCAGACAAUGGAAAGAGCAGUCCGUCAUUUAGCGGGCGCCUUCCCAUCGGAUGAUUAUACCAACCGCAAGUUGUGGCGGAUUUUCCUACCUCAUAGCCUGCGGGCUCUCCAGGAAAGCGAAGGGCAUGACACAGAGGAGAGGUCGGAGCUAAAUUUCAAGGUUGCGCGGUGCCUGGAAGCAGAUGGCAGGAUCAGAGAGGCUGUACGUUUUUAUGAAGAAAUAUGUCGGUGGAACGAAUGCCAGUACACGGAGGACCACCCCUCUCGACUGGCAUCAUAUCAUGCGCUCGCCAGCGUAUACCAAGACAACGGCCAGAUCGGCGAGGCAGUCAAGCUGCUUGAGUAUGUGGUUGCAGUAAAUGUGACAACCCUAGCCAAGGAGCACCAUGACCGACUAGCAUCACAGCAUGCGCUUGCCAGCGUAUACCAAGCUAACGGCCAGAUCGGCGAGGCAGUUAAGCUGCUUGAGUACGUGGUUGCAGUAUAUAAGACAACCCUGGCUGAAGAGCACCCUGACCGACUUGCAUCACAGCAUGUGCUCGCUAGCGUAUACCAAGCUAACGGCCAGAUUGGCGAGGCAGUUAAGCUGCUUGAGCAUGUGGUUGUAGUACAAGAGACAACCCUGGCUGAGGAGCACCCCUCUCGACUAGCAUCACAGCAUGCACUCGCCAGCGUAUACCAAGACAACGGCCAGAUCGGCGAGGCAGUCAAGCUGCUUAAGUAUGUGGUUGCAGUAUAUAAGACAACCCUGGCUGAAGAGCACCCCUCUCGACUAGCAUCACAGCAUACGCUCGCCCGUGCAUACCAAGCUGACGGCCAGAUCGGCGAGGCAGUCAAGCUGCUUAAGCAUGUGGUUGCAGUAUAUGAGACAACCCUAGCCGAAGAGCACCCCUCUCGACUAGUAUCACAGCAUGAGCUCGCCUGUGUAUAUCAAGCUAACGGCCAGAUCGGCGAGGCAGUCAAGCUGCUUAAGCAUGUGGUUGCAGUACAUAAGACAACCCUAGCUGAAGAGCACCCCUCUCGACUGGCAUCACAGCAUGCGCUCGCCAGCGUAUACCAAGACAACGGCCAGAUCGGCGAGGCAGUCAAGCUGCUUAAGCAUGUGGUUGUAGUAAGAGGGACAACCCUAGCUAAGGAGCACCCCUCUCGACUAGCAUCCCAGCAUGCGCUUGCUAUUGCAUAUCAAGCUAACGGCCAGAUCGGCGAGGCAGUUAAGCUGCUUGAGCAUGUGGUUGCAGUACAAGAGACAACCCUAGCUAAGGAGCACCCUGACCGACUGGCAUCACAGCAUGCCCUCGCUAGUGCAUAUCAAGCUGACGGCCGGAUCGGCGAGGCAAUCAAGCUGCUUAAGCAUGUGGUAGCGGUAGAAGAGAGAGCCCUAGCUGAAGAACACCCCUCUCGACUAGCAUCGCAGCAUGAGCUCGCCCGUGUAUACCAAGCUGACGGCCAGAUCGGCGAGGCAGUCAAGCUGCUUGAGCAUGUGGUUGCGGUAGAAGAGACAACCCUAGCUGAAGAUCACCCCUCUCGACUAGUAUCACAGCAUGCGUUGGCAAUAGUAAAACAGCUGUAUGAGAAGGAGCGACGGGAUUGA